UUCCCCGGCGCCGAGCCUUCCUCCGCGCGAGCCCCGCCGCGGAUGCCCUGCCCGGAGUGCUCCGAGCCGCGCCAGGCUUGCCCCGGUCCGCGGCGAGACAUGCCCGAGCCAGGCGCUGCACCGACCUCGACUUCUCAGUAAGCCGCGGAAGUAUGAAGGUCUUCUGCAGAAUGAUGGCACAAUAGAUUUUGAAACACCUGGACAACAAAGGCAGUUAAAGAAUGAAUAUGAGAUAAGCGAACCAUGGUCAGUAAGGAAACCAGCAAAUGCAUACUCACAGCUUCCGAGAGCGAAGUGGAACCAGCUGCCUCUCUGGCCCUGGAAAUGAAAUACGCCCUGGAUCCCAAUCGGCAGAUUAAAAAACGCAACAAAGCCCUGCAGGUGCGGUUUAAGGAUAUCUGCGAGGCGCAGAAUGAGCAGAGGGACCUCCAGCUCUCAGGAGGACAGCUGAGCGAGAAGAGGGAGGCCAAGCCCGUCGCCUACAAAGCCGCUUACCGCAAAUACAUGACUGUGCCGGCGCGGAGGGCCAUCCCCAACGUGACCAAGAGCACGGGCGUGCAGACGUCGCCGGGUCUGAAGAAGUGCUACCAGACCUUCCCCCUGGACCGCAAAAAAGGGAACCUCAAAAGCAUCCCUGCAGCGGAUCCCUUCAAAAGUCAAAACAAUGGGUUUUUGAUCAGUGCUAAAGAGGGGAGCGAGGGAAAACAGACAGAGGACGCCGGGCCUUGUGGGGCGGCCCGGGUGCAGACGACGGCCUUGGUUUUCCACUCCAGUGAGCACGUGGACGCGGCGGACCAGCCUUUAGGGCCCAGCUGUGCAGAGCUGGGUACGAACCGGGAUUUGCUCAGCUGCCCAGAGGGUCCUUUCCAGAACUCCACUCGGCCUCCUUCCAAAGAGCCCGACUACCAGCCGCCCGGGAAAGCCAAACAGGACAGGGGGACGCCAGAGACAGAGGAGCCCGCUCGGCCGGCCCCGGGGAGGCUGUUUAAGACGGAGGUCGCCACUGAGCCUGCCUUGUCCAACUCCGCGGCGGCCAGCGAGUGGUCCCUCUGGCCAGCAGGGGCGGACGAGGAGCGGAGGAGGGCGGUGCAGGUGAACGGGCUCCAGGCCCCCCCAGGUGCCGCACCCACCUGCGCGCCCCUGCUGCGGUGCCCGUCCCCCGAAUGUGGUGAAAAGGCCCCGCAGGCCCCAGCCCCACCCGCAGAGGAAGGCCAGCUGUGUACAGCGGCUGUCGCUGUGGGUGAUGAAUGCCAGCAAAUUGUGCCUCAGACGGAAGUGGUGGACCUGAAAGCACAGCUGCAGAUGAUGGAGAACUUGAUCAGCUCAAGCCAAGAAACUAUCAAAGUGCUGUUGGGUGUCAUUCAGGAGCUGGAGAAAGGAGAGGCUCAUCGAGAAGGGCUUUCAUAUCGGACUGGGCAAGACACAGCUAAUUGUGACACGUGCAGAAACAGUGCAUGUAUUAUCUAUAGUGUGGAGCUAGAUUUUAAGCAGCAAGAAGACAAACUCCAGCCAGUUCUGAGGAAACUCCAUCCUAUUGAGGAAGCUCAGGUUGCACCUUCGCCUUAUUCUCAGGAGACUUACUCCGCAACUCCCAAGCAAAAAUCCAAAACUGAAUCUAAAAAGCAUGGAAGAUGGAAACUCUGGUUCCUUUGAAAGUCACAGUGUUUUGGAGUCUAAAGGCCGUCUUUAAAACACACUGGAGUUAAGUAAAUCCUUUUCUGAAUCGAAUAGGAUAGAGUGAGGUCUGGUACUGAUCUGGCGGACACCCAGUUCUCACCCUGCAUACCAAAAAGGCCUUUGUCCCAACAGAUAAGUAGCAGAAGCACGGUAUGAAAAAAUCUUUGCAGUUCGCUGAUGUGGGGAUGUAAACUCUGAAAUGAAACUUACAUAGUCAAACAUGACAAGGAAAAACUCUCCCAACCCACCCCAGAUCUGCAAGUAUUACAUUAGCAACCUGCAAAAGGGCAGGCUGUCACUCUGCACACAGCUAAAACUCAUAAUUAUUUUCAAGCCUUUAUUUUUUUGAAAUAAUGAGAAGAAAAAGCAAGCCUUAUGUUUGCAAAGGACUUCAUUUUUACAUUUAAUUUUGCAAAUAAGCAGGGGGUGAGUGCAAUUUUCAGCACAUCAAAUUCUGGAGAAAGCACAAUUUUUUCAAGUGGUCGGAGACCAUGAAUUCUCUCUCAAAUGUGACUAUGUGUAUAUUUGCCUUCAUGUGCUGUAGCGCUAAGCCAAGCAACCACGUCUCCGUGUCAGGUUACGCCUCAAAUUUAGCAUCCUCUUCAUCUCCAGACCUACAACAUGUUUACUGCUCAUUUCCAAAUGGCCAGCAGCCAGGAGACCCCCCCUACCCCCCCAAAGUCAGGACAUGCCUUUAAUCACUGCAAGUUGACAGGGUCAGAGCUACUGGGCAGCAAGCUUUCUUAGAUCUCAUUUUUAAUCUUUUGGUACCCAAAGGCCAAAUGACAAAUUCUGGGAAGAAUUUGAAAACACACAUAGAGUACACAAUGGAUAAUACAGUUACCAAUAAAUCACCGGCGUUCCGUGCCACCGCGGGAAGUGUUUUUGUGGAUCAAUCUUCAGAGACAUUGUUCACCACUGUUAAGUGCAACCAGUUGUUGUAUACAAUUCCUUAUAUUUUGUAACAACUGUUGAAGACCUGACUUCUCAAAGAGAAACCGUGUGUUUAGUAUAGCUGCUACAAGCGAACAAACAACGUCACCUAACAUUUAACCUAUUAGUCAGUUGUACUAAACGACUUACUUAGGGGAAAGCUGUGAAUCAAAUGUUUUUAGGUAUUUUUUAAACCAACAGUGAUGCUUAGAAUUCUCUCUUGAUUACACAUUGCAAUGUAAAUCUUAGUUCCUUUAUUUUUUCACUCAUUUCUUUGCACCUUUGCAAGUAUCUUUUUAUAGAAAUCAAAAGCCCCUAGUCUAUAAAUGAGUUUGUCUAUCAAUUUUUUUGUUUUCACAACAGGAAGUAGGGAUGCCAUUUUGUCUUUUGUUUUGUUUUGUUUUGUACAAUUUAAAUUUUGAAUAGUUUAUGAACAUGAGAAAACCUAGUCUUCAAGUUUCUGUCCAGCAAUUAGUGCUGACGAGUACACCUCAUUGAUUAGAUGCCAAAAAUAAAGUGGUUAGCCUUGGUGACAGGAUUGCUACCUGCAUUUUUCAGAAUUUUCAACUAUUUCUUGUCAUGUGUUUUCCUCCUGACAAAACAGCAAAUCCAUUUGAGUUCUAAUUAUUUUGAUUCUACAAAGAUCUAGUGAUCAAAUCAGAUAUGGACUUGAAAUAAAUUAAGACUAAGACUUGAAAACAUUCUUUGGGGGUUCCUUGAAAUAUACUGCCGAGGUAUGCUUUACUGAAAAAAAAAAAAAAACUUUGUGGUGGCAGUAUAUGAAGGCUCAAAUCCUUGAG
Molecule: messenger RNA, 3410 nt
Organism: Choloepus didactylus (southern two-toed sloth)
Lineage: Eukaryota; Metazoa; Chordata; Mammalia; Pilosa; Megalonychidae
Gene: INSYN2A
Product: inhibitory synaptic factor 2A
Exons: 5
Coding region: 244-1653 (469 amino acids)
Biological process (GO): inhibitory postsynaptic potential
Cellular component (GO): postsynaptic density
Source: RefSeq, a predicted model, not a curated record